This is a messenger RNA of Condylura cristata (star-nosed mole), 4258 nucleotides long. RefSeq names its product mitogen-activated protein kinase 4 (gene MAPK4). Bases 928 to 2514 code for a protein of 528 amino acids. The record is from RefSeq and is a predicted model, not a curated record. Gene Ontology annotation, cellular component: nucleus; cytoplasm. Gene Ontology annotation, biological process: protein phosphorylation; cell surface receptor signaling pathway; intracellular signal transduction. Gene Ontology annotation, molecular function: MAP kinase activity; ATP binding. Lineage: Eukaryota; Metazoa; Chordata; Mammalia; Eulipotyphla; Talpidae. The transcript is spliced from 7 exons.
AGGAAGGCCGGGAGCCCCUGCGCCGGGCUGGGUCCGAAAGCGCGGGCGUCCGGCCCCCAGGGAAGGAGACUCAGUCCGAGAGAUGCCAAGUUCCUGCAGUCUCUCUGAAGUCCGGCAGAACACAGUCUCAUUGGAGGAGGCAUGGGUGAGGGGGUGGUAGAGGAUGCCACCCACAUCUGAAGCCUGCAGAGUAUCCUGGCCUGGCCGCUGAGCCCCCCUCAGAUGUGGGACUUCAGGUAUAACCCGGAGUAGAGCUCAUGAAAAGUGCUUGGGUUUCUCCAGCCCCCUUCACCAAUGUUCACCGGACUGGUCUGGAUAUCAGAAUCUGAAUGGAGCUGACAGAGGAAGAAAAAAGCCUCUAGAAACCUCCAGAAUCAAUUCUCUGGGCCCCUUCCAACUGCUUGGGCAACAGAGAGCAGGUAGCAAGCUGCUGGAGGCUGUGAUUCAGCCGAGCUUUGGACUAUCGUAAGGAACCCAGUUCAGCAAUGGCUCCAUAUUUCACCCAAAGGAACGUCUUUGAAUGAAGGAUUUAAAGGGGAGGGUUUUUUCUGCUUUACUGUGACAGAAAACAUUACGUUCUCUUAGAGAACGGCCCUGUUUUUUUCUUUCCAAGAGCUGUAUUUGCAAGAAGCAUGAGCCUUCCUAAGUUUCGAGGUGGGCUCGGGCUGUGUAGGAGGUGGUGGACAGCUCUCCCCAUGCAGGUUCAGAAAACAGUCUGAGCCUCCAACUUCUGCAGCUCGCGGCUAUGAACAUAGGCACUGCCGUCUCCAGCAAGCUGGUGGCUGCACAAUCACCAGGACCAGAAGCAUCAGCCCUCUGCUUUGGGACUUGACAGAAUGAAGUGUGCUGGGGCAGCCACUACCUGGGACGUGGCCUUUCCUGUCUGCCCCUUUGUCGCACGGGCAGCCCCUGACCACUGAGCCAACAAUGGCCGAGAAGGGCGACUGCAUCGCCAGUGUCUACGGGUAUGACCUCGGAGGACGCUUCAUUGACUUCCAACCCCUGGGCUUCGGUGUCAACGGGCUAGUGCUGUCAGCUGUGGACAGCAGGGCCUGCCGGAAGGUGGCCGUGAAAAAGAUCACCCUGAGCGAUGCCCGCAGCAUGAAGCACGCGCUCCGGGAGAUCAAGAUCAUCCGGCGCCUGGACCAUGACAACAUCGUGAAGGUGUACGAGGUGCUGGGACCCAAGGGCACCGACCUGCAGGGCGAGCUGUUCAAGUUUAGCGUGGCCUACAUUGUCCAGGAACACAUGGAGACUGACCUGGCCCGCCUGCUGGAGCAGGGCACACUCACGGAGGAGCACGCCAAGCUGUUCAUGUACCAGCUGCUCCGCGGGCUCAAGUACAUCCACUCGGCCAACGUGCUGCACAGGGACCUGAAGCCUGCCAACAUCUUCAUCAGCACAGAGGACCUUGUGCUCAAGAUUGGGGACUUUGGGCUGGCGAGGAUCGUCGAUCAGCAUUAUUCGCACAAGGGUUAUCUGUCUGAAGGCUUGGUAACAAAGUGGUACCGCUCACCGCGCCUGCUCCUCUCCCCUAACAACUAUACCAAAGCCAUCGACAUGUGGGCCGCUGGAUGCAUCCUGGCGGAGAUGCUCACGGGGAGGAUGCUCUUCGCAGGGGCUCACGAGCUGGAGCAGAUGCAACUCAUCCUGGAGACCAUCCCCGUGAUCCGGGAGGAGGACAAGGACGAUCUGCUCAGGGUGAUGCCCUCCUUCGUCAGCAGCACCUGGGAGGUGAAGAGGCCGCUGCGCAAGCUGCUCCCCAAAGUGAACAGUGAAGCCAUUGACUUUCUGGAGAAAAUCCUGACCUUCAACCCCAUGGACCGUCUGACAGCCGAGAUGGCGCUGCAACACCCCUACAUGAGCCCGUACUCCUGCCCCGAGGACGAGCCCACCUCACAGCACCCCUUCCGCAUCGAGGAUGAGAUCGACGACAUCCUGCUGAUGGCCGCCAAGCAGAGCCAGCUCUCCAACUGGGACAGGUACCCGGUGAGUCUGUCGUCGGACCUCGAGUGGCGACCUGAUCGGUGCCAGGACGUGAGCGAGGUGCAGCGCGACCCGCGCGCGGGCUCCGCCCCGUUGGCCCAGGACGUGCAGGUGGAUCCCCGCAAGGACUCGCAGGGCAGCUCGGAGCGCUUCCUGGAGCAGUCGCACUCGUCCAUGGAGCGCGCCUUCGAGGCGGACUACGGGCGCUCCUGCGACUGCAAGGUGGGGUCUCCAUCCUACCUGGACAGGCUGCUGUGGCGCGACAAUAAACCUCACCACUACUCGGAGCCCAAGCUCAUCCUGGACCUGUCAAACUGGAAGCAGGCGCCGCCAGGCCGCCUGGCCCACAUCGAAGGGGGCUCCAGCCCCCAGUUCGACCUGGACGUGUUCAUCUCCCGCGCGCUAAAGCUCUGCACCAAGCCCGAAGACCUGCCCGACAGCAAACUGGGCGACCUCAAUGGCGCCUGCAUCACUGAGCAUCCUGGCGAACUCGUGCAGACUGAGGCCUUUUCCAAAGAAAGGUGGUGAAGGUGGAGGGGUGUCGUGAGGACGGUCACCCGCGAGAAACCUGGCCUGACAGGAGGGGCCGGGUGUCCUUGCACCUCCACCACCCCUCCCGCCCUUCUCUGCUGCCUGGCGCUAGCAGAACACAGGAAGGAUCCGAGGAGCGAGAGGAAUGUCCAUUUCGUAAACUGCCUUAAUUACUAGCCUUUAACCUCUGGGAGAGUCUGAACAGGAGCCUAGUCUGGGGUCGGUCACUUUCCCAGGAAGAGGAGGCGGUGAUUGGUGGUGCCCAGGGAAGAAACGUCUUAGUCUGCACUCCACUCGGGGUGUCUGGGUGUGCAGGAAUCUUGCGGGCGUAGUGCUGAAUCCCCCUGGCCCACCCUGCCUCCAGUGAUGCAUGAGGAGGGUCAGUGAGGUCCAGAGAUGCAAAUAAGCCUCCUAACCAGGGUGGGCCAGCCUAGAACUCAGCCUCCCCGCCCCCAGCCGCUGUCUGGCCACUACCCAAAGUCUUCCUCUGGUGGUUCUGGCACAACACUUAGUCCAAGAACGUUUCUUCCCGGCCCACUACCUUCUCACCCAUUCUGUGUCCUUCCGUUCAGAACAAUGGAAAUUGAGCCUUGUUACCCCUACUCAACCCCUGACUUCUCAAGUACUUCAUUGUUCUCAUCCGCCAAGGCCCUGUAUUUGCCUCACUCAUUCCUGGUCUGAAGUCUUGGUUUCAGAUCAGACCCGUUUGGGGUCCUGGGUAGAACAGCUCCUCCGGAAUAAUGUCCUAUGCACUUUCCUAACGCCCCCACUGACGCAGACACAGUCCGCGUUCCCCAGGGGAUGUCGUACACUGGAGCGUGUGAAGACAGCACCCCCGAGAAUGCCUUCAGCCCGCCCCACCCACACCCACAGCUCCUCUCCAAGCCCACCUCAGGAACACACCGCACGGGUGCCACGGCCACAGAGCAAGCGUGUUAGGAGAGAGCAUCUCCCCCGGGACCCAUCACACGCCACUGGUGCCGCCCUGGCUCCUGACCACCCGUGUAGCGCUGGCCAGGAGCGGGCCCUAAGGCAAUACCCUGCAAGUGUGACCUAGGGACCAAGAAUUCAGAAAGGUAUACGGUCUUGAAAGUGGGGAGCCAAUAGUCACGGCCUUCAAGGAUCAGACACCAGCAUGGGGCCCCCACAACAGAGGAAGGGAGGCAGGACAGACACACCCCUCAUAGGUUAAGCCAGGAGGCACUUGAAGCAUGCAAAUCCAGAGGUGCCCCCCACACGGCCUGGGGGGGGGGUGGCGUGGGACCCAGCAGCCCCUCUGCAGAAGCUAAAGUCCAGUGCCCUGAACUCCUCUGCCAUGUCUACCACUGGUGUUCGGGACCCAAAGGUCCUCCUAGGAAGCCGGUCCCCCGUGUAAGCAGGGGAUUCGCCAGCUGGGCCUGGGCUGUGUUCAUCCUCCCCUAACAGCACCUUAAACCUAAUCCGCUAACUAGGAUUUGUACAUUGAAACUUGCAACACAGUAGAAACUUAUUUAAAAACCAGAUAUAAUCCACUGACCAAUUUUUCAAUGGAAAAUAUGUAAAUAUAAAGCGUUUGGAUUUUUUUUAACUGAAGGAAAUGCUGGCCCCUCUCAUGUGCCAUUGCCCUCAGAGGGCGGCUUUGCUUUCGUGGUGAAGGAGCAAGCUGCUGACCUUGACCAGGAGGUCAUGUAUAGUUGUUACUGCAGAGGAAUUGUUAUUACUCUCAUGUUAAAAAAAAAAAAUCUAUUAAACUUGAUCAGGA